Messenger RNA from Drosophila ficusphila, 785 nucleotides. RefSeq names its product probable splicing factor, arginine/serine-rich 7. The coding region runs from base 70 to 738 and encodes 222 amino acids. Lineage: Eukaryota; Metazoa; Arthropoda; Insecta; Diptera; Drosophilidae. The transcript is spliced from 2 exons. The record is from RefSeq and is a predicted model, not a curated record.
ACGGACAUUGUCAUCCCCAAUAUUUGCCAAUUACAUUUUUUAAUCAAGAAUUUUUGUUUGGAUUAAAUAAUGAGAGAUCGCGAUCGGCGUGACAGAGAUCGUGACAGGGAAAGGGAUAGAGACAGAGAACGGGAGAGGGACAGAGAUCGAGAGCGGGAUCGCGACAGACGUUAUCGUUCGAAGUCGCCCGCCAGAAGUAGCCGGCAGAGCUCGAAGUCUAAGAAAAAGAAAUCUAAGAAGUCAAAAAAGUACUCCCGCAGAAGUCGCAGCAGCAGCCGCAGCUCCUCGAGGAGCUCCACCAGUAGCAGGAGCAGUUCUCGAAGUCGGCACAGCAAAAGCAGGAGCAGGGACCAUAACAAAUCUCGGUCAACGUCUCAGAGGACCACAAGGGCUCCCAGCUCCGAAAGCAAUUCCCGAUCCGCCACUACACCUGCCACUAUUGGCCCCAUAAAAGCCAUCGAUUUGCUGGACACCAAAGUGCAGAAGACGCUGGAGACCAUAGAGGAGGACUCCUUCAAAUCGGCCUCGUUCUUCAGCUCACGCGAUUCAAAGGAGACCUCGGAGAAAGUGAUUAUCGACCUGAACAACGAAACGGUCACAGUACAGACCAAGCCAACCGUUCCAGUCCGAAACGAAGAUGUAAUAUUCCAUCCCAACUUUCUCGGCGAACCGGAUCUCAAGGCAGAGAAGUGGUUGCGCAAGCUCUACAAUUACCGCCAAAAGUACAUGCAGGAGUAAUCGAGUUUAUACUUUAUUUAAGAAACAAUAAACCUAUCACUAGAAUA